UAUUUUGAAGUCCUCUAGCACUGCCUACAGGAAGUCGGUAAAAUUGAUGCUAUUCGAUUUAAACAUCUCAAGACAACAACCGAUUUAUCUUUCUUUUUAAAAUCCUGACUUCACUAGUUUUGAGUGUUAAAUGUGUGACAACGGUGACUCAGAUCAUGGGAAUCCCACCAGACGCAGCGUGGUGUAUAUUUACAGCCCGGACUAUGUGGAGACUUGUGACUCUCUAUCAAAAGUCCCAAACCGAGCGAGUAUGGUGCAUUCCCUGAUUGAAGCUUAUGGCUUAUUAAAUCAUAUGAGUGUGGUUAAGCCUCGUGUGGCUACGAUGGAGGAGAUGGCAGUGUUUCAUACACACUCUUACCUUGAGCACCUACACAAGAUCAGCCAGAAUGGAGACAAUGAUGACCCUCAGUCAGUGGAUUUUGGACUGGGGUAUGAUUGUCCAGUGGUGGAGGGCAUAUUCGAGUACGCGGCUGCAGUCGGUGGAGCCACUCUGACGGCCGCUCAGUGUCUGCUGGAUGGAAAGUGUGAAGUUUCCAUCAAUUGGGCAGGAGGCUGGCACCAUGCCAAAAAGGACGAGGCAUCAGGGUUCUGCUAUGUAAACGAUGCUGUUUUGGGGAUCCUCAAACUGCGGGAGAAGUACGAGAGGGUGCUUUAUGUAGACGUGGACCUUCACCAUGGUGACGGCGUAGAAGAUGCUUUCAGCUUCACUUCCAAAGUGAUGACUGUGUCUCUGCAUAAGUUCUCGCCUGGCUUCUUCCCAGGUACAGGUGAUGUGUCCGACACAGGCCUUGGGAAGGGCAGAUGGUACGCUGUCAAUGUGCCACUGGAGGACGGAAUCCGAGACGAUCGCUACCUCCAGGUCUUCACCAGUGUCAUACAGGAAGUGAAAGCACUGUUUAACCCAGAAGCAGUAGUGAUGCAGUUAGGGGCGGACACCAUGGCUGGCGACCCUAUGUGCUCUUUUAACAUGACUCCAGUGGGGGUGAGCAAGUGCCUGAGCCAUGUGCUGGAGUGGAAGCUACCUACACUGCUGCUGGGAGGAGGUGGGUAUAACCUUGCCAAUACUGCCCGCUGCUGGACCUAUCUGACAGGGACAGUCCUGGAUCAGACUCUGUCCUCCGAGAUACCAGACCAUGAGUUCUUUACGGAAUACGGUCCGGAUUAUACUCUGGAGAUAAGCCCGAGCUGCCGACCCGACCGCAACGAGAGCCAGCAGUUGGAGCGGGUCAUCAGCACUAUCAAAGGGAAUCUGAAGAAUGUUGUUUAAGCAGUGGGCUCUAAGCUCAUGUUUCCAAAUCAGACCCUGCUCUCCUAAUGAAGACAGUAUGUGGGAGCCAUCAACGGAACGGAGCGGAGCAUCGGAAAACAUUACUCGAAUGUUUCCGAGGAACUUUUGUUUAAUGGGAAAAUGAACUGGACAGAGUUGCCCCAUGCGAGAAGCUCAUAAUCAGAGUGGGUCACAGGGUGAACAGUCCACAGGGUUUUAUCAUAUUUUUAAAAUUCCAUUGAUAUUUUGAAUUGCAAAACAAAACCUGACCAAGACCUGGCCAAUCCUAUACACUUAGGCUAAAAGAAAGAACGUCAGGACUUGUUACCGUCAUGGAUCCACGUCCGAAAUGUGCUUCAGGUUGGAAGACAUGUUUAGUAUGUGAAGCUGUUGUCAAAGAUAUUCUCUUGUUUUUGUAUUCUAUGUAUUAUUUUAAGUGGUAUGCCUCUCAGUGGUCCCUGAUGAAAUGAAGUCAUUGAGAUAUAAUGCUGCCAACACACACUCAUACUCUCCAAAAACACAACAAACUGCUCCACCCAACAUACUCACAGAAACUGGAAGACAGACAGAAAGGAUAGAGUGAUGAGGUUGAAGAGGGUAGGUCAAUGAAACGUGGUUAUUCUGUUUGAUGCUGUCGUCCCCAUUUAAGAAUUAUUUUCUGUGGAUUUUAACAUUGCAGUGUAAAUAUUCCUUUCCUAAUAAAAUCUUAAGUGUGUGUGUCUGUC
This is a messenger RNA of Ictalurus furcatus (blue catfish), 1992 nucleotides long. It is a transcript of the gene hdac8, whose product is annotated as histone deacetylase 8. Gene Ontology annotation, molecular function: histone deacetylase activity. The coding region runs from base 131 to 1267 and encodes 378 amino acids. The record is from RefSeq and is a predicted model, not a curated record. The transcript has 11 exons. NCBI's taxonomy places the organism in Eukaryota, Metazoa, Chordata, Actinopteri, Siluriformes, Ictaluridae.